AUGGCCUCCCCCGCCGUCCUCGCCGCUCGUGCGGCGCUUGCAACAAUUGAUCUAUCCAGCUACGACAAGGAGCAGUCCCGGCUCAUGGACGAGCGGUGCAUCCUCGUCGACGAGCAGGACAACGCCAUUGGUGCCAUGGACAAGAAGACCUGCCACCUCAUGGAGAACAUCAGCAAGGGCCUCCUACACCGCGCAUUCUCCGCGUUCGUCUUCCGACCCUCCGACGGCAAGCUUCUCCUGCAGCAGCGCGCCUCCGAGAAGAUCACGUUCCCCGACAUGUGGACCAACACUUGCUGCUCGCAUCCGCUUGACGACUUCGAGGCUGAGAAGGUCGAGAAAGACCAACUCGGUGUACGCGUCGCUGCCUCCCGCAAGCUUGAGCAUGAGCUUGGCAUCCCGCAAAGCCAGACGCCUAUCGAUCAGUUCCAAUAUCUGACUCGGAUCCACUACCUCGCUCCGUCCGAUGGGAGGUGGGGCGAACACGAAGUUGAUUACAUCUUGUUCCUCACGGCCGAUGUUGAUGUCACCCCCAACCGGAAUGAAAUCCGCGACCACAAGUAUGUGAGCAAGGAGGAGCUGCAGGCUAUGUUUGAGGAUCCGAGCAAGAGUUUUACUCCCUGGUUCAAACUCAUUGCUCGCGAUUUCCUCUUUGGAUGGUGGGAUGAGCUCUUUAAGAGAAAAGAUGCAGAUGGAAAGCUCGUUGCGAAGAGCCUCACUGGAGUUGCAGAUGGUUCCAAGGUCAUCAAGAUGACAUAG
Molecule: messenger RNA, 756 nt
Organism: Cyclocybe aegerita
Lineage: Eukaryota; Fungi; Basidiomycota; Agaricomycetes; Agaricales; Hemipholiotaceae
Source: the annotation of a GenBank genome assembly